Messenger RNA from Desarmillaria tabescens, 2553 nucleotides. Its product is annotated as Cas1p-domain-containing protein. The record is from RefSeq and is a predicted model, not a curated record. Lineage: Eukaryota; Fungi; Basidiomycota; Agaricomycetes; Agaricales; Physalacriaceae. The coding region runs from base 1 to 2553 and encodes 850 amino acids. The transcript has 6 exons.
AUGCCGUAUUCAACUUCUCUAAAUCCAUCAUGGCCCAACUACGUGGGAGUCAUCGGAACAUUACUUGCUGUUGUUUUGGGACUUGGUAGAUAUGCACUACUUGACUGGUGGGACCCAACACAUUGCCAGGCCUUGCUCAAUAGCGGAACUUGGUUGGAUCAGAAAACAUGGCAACCUGACGGAUGCAUGCUGCACAUGUAUACCGCCCAGGAUGUCGCUACUUGUGCCCACUCACGAGAAUUUGCCUUCAUCGGAGAUUCCGUAACGCGUACCCUUUUUUUCCAGUUCGCAAACAUCGUCGAUCCGGAACUUCCUGCAGGACCGCCAGACGAUGACCAGAAACACGCGGAUUACAACUUCAAGGCGGCCAAGUCUGGCAUCACCGUGUCCUUUCAUUGGGAUCCCUACCUUAACAGUUCUCGGACUCUCAACGUCAUCUCCGCCGACGUAUCACUCUCUCGGAGUUUUCAGCGGCCUGCUCUUCUUGUCCUGGGCUCCGGCCUUUGGUAUCUGCGGUACGCUGAUACCACGGGGGGUAUACCCUCGUGGGAGGCCAACAUGGAACGCGUCUUGGAUGCCAUAAGUCGUGGUAGAUCGAAGCCGGCGGACGAAGUAGUGAUCCUCCCCGUUGAGGAGGUGGCGCCUUCGAAACUUUCUCGCGAGCGUGGACGAACAAUUCGCCUGGCGGAGAUAGAUGCUAUGAACUCAGAUCUUUUCCAUCGCAUAAACCAACCAUCCCCAGAAUACGCCCAUCUGCCGGGAAGAAUGCUUCCUUUCAUGCCUGUGUCGCUUCCGCUUGUCUUCAACAACGUUCUGGAUCCUGCGCAAACCCAGGACGGUCUGCAUUUUUCCUCGACUAUUGUCAAACAGCAUGCCAAUAUCCUCAUCAAUCUUCGUUGUAAUGAUGCAUUACCCAAACACUUUCCUUUUGACAAAACUUGCUGUCGAAGAUACCCAUGGCCAGUGCCGAUGCAUUUUGUCAUCCUUAUUGCGGCGAUUUCGUGGGGUCCAUGGGCUGUGUUCUUCUCUCAGCCACCGGGCAAUCGCUUAGCACGUGUACCUGUCGUGAAAGGCGAACAGCUUCCUCUCCUCGUUUUCAGUGCUUCUGUCGCCCUCAUAUACGGCGCAGACAGAACGGGUUUGUGGUUGAAAGAGCAAAAGUCCUUUAAUCCAUGGACAUUCGGCUUUUUGAGCAUCUGCAGUCUUGCAAUCGGAUUUUUGACCGUCAAACAAGCCGACAAGGAUUUGGGGUUCCUCAAUCGCGACCAAACAGAUGAAUGGAAAGGGUGGAUGCAAAUCGCCAUAUUGAUCUACCAUUACCUCGGAGCGUCGAAAAUAUCUGGAAUAUACAACCCUAUCCGUGUACUUGUGGCUGCAUACUUGUUCAUGACUGGUUAUGGUCACACGACGUAUUAUAUUCGAAAGGCAGAUUUCGGCUUUCUUCGAGUUGCCCAGGUCAUGAUCCGUUUGAACAUGCUGACGCUUGUUCUAGCAUACACGAUGGAUGCGGACUACCUAUUCUACUAUUUCGCGCCUCUGGUUUCUAUGUGGUUCAUCAUCAUCUAUGCGACUCUCGCCAUUGCUUCCCAAUUCAAUGACCGAACCCCAAUUCUUGUCGGCAAACUGAUGCUAUCGGCUGCGAUUGUUACCUGGUUCAUGAAACAAGAUUGGCUAUUAGACGGUCUUUUUCAGUUACUUGAUCAGGUAUUUGGUAUACGGUGGUCAGCACGGGAGUGGGCGUUCCGCGUGAACCUCGACCUCUGGAUCGUGUACGUUGGAAUGUUCACAGCCAUUGGGGUCAUCAAGGCUCGCGAACACAGAUUAACCGAGCACCCUCACUGGCCACUUGCCGUCAAGGCGACUAUCGUGCUCGCGGUUUUUGUAAUGUUCUGGUAUUUUGCAUUUGAGCUGACACAAGAGUCCAAGUUCACAUACAACACAUGGCAUCCCUACGUGUCGUUCCUUCCCGUCCUAUCAUUCGUGGUGUUACGAAAUUGCAGCGUCGUGCUCAGGUCCACUUCCUCGCGCGCAUUCGCCUUCAUCGGAAAAUGCUCGCUCGAAACGUUCAUCAUCCAGUAUCAUUUUUGGCUUGCGGGUGAUACAAAGGGUGUUUUACUUGUCGUACCAGGGACAAGGUGGCGACCCGUCAACUUUGUUGUAACAACAUUCCUGUUCAUCUUCAUAUCGCACUGGUUCGCUAAAGCCACAGGGGACAUUACUGCGUGGAUAUGUAAUGAUCAGCCGAAGUCGCUACCAGCCCCAGCUACAUCACACCAUCACCACACGCCUCCUGUGUCUCGUCAAACUGAGACGCCCCCGAAUGGCGGUCAGGAUGUACCCCUCAUGCCAAUGAACACGGACCAAGCGAAUAAGACCGAUACUACACGGCAGCCACCGAGGUGGAUAGAUCGGCUUGCCGAGGGCUCUCCGCAGUCCUCUCCUAGAUUUGAGGGCUGGAAAUCGGCUGCUCGCUGGUCAACGGGUAUCAAGGCGAGGACGGCCUCGAUACUUAUUCUCAUGUGGUUGACAAACAUUUUGUGGACGCGUACUUGA